This is a messenger RNA of Spodoptera exigua (beet armyworm), 267 nucleotides long. Lineage: Eukaryota; Metazoa; Arthropoda; Insecta; Lepidoptera; Noctuidae. The record is from the annotation of a GenBank genome assembly.
GUGCCUUUCUUGAGUGUAAUUAUUGCCGAUAAACUAGUAAUAUGUACGGAAACAUCAGCUUUUUGUUAUGUUAUGUAAAGGUGUGGGGAAUGUGUGUGGAUAUGAUAAUUAUUGUGUGCAAAGGCAACGGUGUGUACUCACAGUUCUUGUUUGAUUUUGUACAAUAUUGCGCUUGCUUUAGUCCAAUGCAACGUAGUACCUACUAGUAGAUGUCAUAAUGUAUUAUUUGUGUAAUUACGAAAUUAUAGGAGUAGAAAUGCUAUCUGU